AUGAGUAGCAGCAGUGAGGACACGGCCCGCUCGCAGGUUAACACGCGAGUCCGCCAGGAGACCCCAAAAGCGGAACGAGUGAGUGGAAAGAUUAAGGCCCCUCCUUUUUGGGCAGAAAAACCAAAUAUUUGGUUUCGACAAGACGAGGGACAGUUCAAAAUGUACGGCAUCACCGACGAGGAAACCAAAUUCUACCAGAUGCUAUCGUCGCUGCACAGGCAGUACGCAGCGGAGGUAGAAGAUAUUAUCACUGGCCCGCCCGACUAUGCACGGUUGAAAACAGAGCUUAUAAAGAGAUUGUCCGAGUCCAAGGAAAAUAAAAUAAAACAGCUCCUGACACACGAACAGAUCGGCAGCCGCAAACCGUCGCAAUUCUUUCGACAUCUGCAAUACCUGGCAGGAUAUACUGAUAUACCGGCAGAUUUUUUAAAGACCAUUUGGACCAGCCGGUUGCCCGCGGAUAUGCAGUCUAUAGUCGCAUCCCAGCACACCUCGACCUUGGAUACCCUUGCUGACUUCGCCGAACGCAUUCACGACAUUGCUACCCCACCGGAACAGGUAGCUGGUGUGACGUCAUUGUCAGCGAUAGAGAUGUUAGCUCAACAAGUCGCCGAACUAAGCAGGUCAGUCAACUAG
Molecule: messenger RNA, 636 nt
Organism: Pararge aegeria (speckled wood butterfly)
Lineage: Eukaryota; Metazoa; Arthropoda; Insecta; Lepidoptera; Nymphalidae
Exons: 1
Coding region: 1-636 (211 amino acids)
Source: RefSeq, a predicted model, not a curated record